Messenger RNA from Panicum virgatum (switchgrass), 2933 nucleotides. RefSeq lists its product as uncharacterized. The transcript has 5 exons. The record is from RefSeq and is a predicted model, not a curated record. Bases 1115 to 2644 code for a protein of 509 amino acids. Lineage: Eukaryota; Viridiplantae; Streptophyta; Magnoliopsida; Poales; Poaceae.
CACCUGAAAAGGCGGGGGGCGGGGGCGCCAGCCAACCGCUGCCGCGCGGGCGCCGCCACCGAACGCGCCCCGCCGGACUUGCCCUUGCCCUCCCCGUCCCCCUCCCCGCGCGGCACGCCCGCCCGAGGAGACGCGACGCUCCCCGGGAAUCCAGCCCUUCCCUUCCCUCCCCUAUCUCCUCGCGUUCGCGGCGGGCGCCUCAAAUAGGCGUCGCGUCCCCCGCGCGCUAGAUCAAGGGGGGGCUGUGUCGUCGGGGUUGACUUGGGCGCUGGCUGGCUGCCGGGGCGUGGAUGGGCGGGCCGAGCGACGCGGCCGGCUGGCGGAGGUGGGCGCGGCGGUCGUGCCGGACGGGAGGGGGAGCCGGGGUCGUCAGGCGGACGGUCGCUGCGCCGGCGGGCGGGGCGAGCACGGCGCCGCCGCGGGUGGCGGAAGGUACGUAGUGCUUGCUUCCUCCGUCGGCCGCCUCCUUCCAGCAGUGUAGCGUGUCCUAAGCGCGGAAGCGAGGGGGUUGCCUAAUUUGCUUGUACCGUUGGGUUACUUGCUUGCGCGUUGCUCUGACCAAACAGAAAUUGGGUGAAGAUCAUGCCAAAAGUCGUCCAUCGGAGCAUCUUACCAUUUAUUUUCCAUUUUCCCGAUGCUUUUGUGCUAGCCUGGGGAGCACAAAUAGAGCAUAAACUCACGGGAAAAAAUCAAACAGAACAAUUUGACCGGAAAAUUUGGUCGUGCCAUGUGAUUCAUCUCCUUCUUAGUUCUUUCCUUUAGGGACAACGAACUGCAACACUGUAUUCUUGUCGGGGUUUUUUUUAAUCAACGUGGCCCUGUCACGUAACAUGUUAGAAUGAUUCUUGUGGUGCAAUUUUUAAGGUAAAAUUCUGACUGAUUUAAAGUUGACCCGUUCAUGUUCUCCUUCUGACUUUGCUCAGGGUUUGCUCAUGUGGACAAGCAACGUCGUGUUCAUGGUGUACAAGCAGAUUUCAGAUAUAGCAGUGGAUCCACAGAUCAUCUUUCUUCCGACAUUGGGGAAUUCAAGCACAAGAGCUCCUACGGAGGUUCUGCAAGAUGUUUUCCGUCAGAGAUAAAUGUUACUGAAACAAGCCACGUCCAACCUUUGGUGAUGGAAGAAUGGGAUGGUUUUGAUGCUGCAGGUGCAGUUCUUGUUGAUUCGCAGAAAACUGCUAUUCCAUGGCCAAGAGAGAAUAAAACGUCCAGCAAUAUCGAAUCGUGUCAUGUGAGCAGUAUGGUUUCAGGAUUGCCCAUUCAGCAUAAAUAUUGCCUCAAUAAUCUCACCAGCAGUUUGAAGAAUCCUCCAACUGUAAAGAGUUGCAGUGAUAUGAGUGAUUUCAGCUAUCAACUGGUCAGAAGUGCUGAAAGGUCAGCUUCUACUAAGAUGGGUUUAACCAGUGCAAACAGUUCCCUUUCUGAGAAAAUGUCAUUGCUACAUCAACCACGGUAUGGCGGUAAUCAUCAGAACCAAAAACGUAUCAGUGCUUUGAAUCGAAGACACAAAGUUGUGAAUUCUAGAGGAGCAAACGACCUGCUUAAUACAGAGAAGUUCCAUGACCAGCCUGAUUCAUCAUCGGGAAGACAUUCACAGGUUUUGUUAAAUAAUGCAUUAGUUCGACAAAAGCAACUGUGCUGUUCAGAUCUACUCAAUCAAAAGUUAACUGAAGAAUUAUGGAGCCCUGCGUACAGUGAUUCUGAGAAGAUAGUAUGCUUUUCCUCGGGUGAUAGCAUCGACGAUUUGCAGGUAUCAUCUUCAAGUGACACUAGUGAUAGCUCCAACUUAUCAUCUCUGGGUGUUGUAGCUAAUGACCAGUGGAAGAUGACCUUCAAAAAGGUAUACUGCCCUCAUGCUGCUCGCCUAGACUCUACAUCUGUCAUCUACCGCAAAGAAAUAGGUCAGGCUAGCCCAAUAUCUGUUCUUGAACCUCCAUCUGAAGAUUGCUCUGAUUCUGAAAACAUCAGGCGAGAGCCUGCGGAUCUCUAUGAUCUCCAACUGAGACUUGAACUUGGCACAUUUGCACCAACAGAGACUGCUGCAGAUGCGAGUAGCAUUGGCAGAAUUAGUGACUAUUUAUCCUCUGACGUGGAAUCGAGCAAUGACGGACCCAUGCACCUGGUUGAAGAUAUUCUUGAAGAUUUUGAAGAUGAAGAGGAAAGGGAUUUUUCUUACUUGCUCGAUAUACUGAUUGCUUCUGGCAUUCAUGGGACUGCAGAGGAUCAACUUUACAAGGUGUGUCAGUCACUCGACUGUCCUGCUGGCCAUGAUGUGUUUGAGAAGCUGGAAAACAAGUACACUAAAGUUGUUAAUUGGUCAAGAUCAGAGAGGAAGCUUUUAUUCGAUAUGGUCAACACAGUAUUGUCACAAAUACUAGCGCCAUGCUUGAGCAUGCAACCUUGGGUGAAUACUGCGAGGAACUUGGCUCCACUAUGGGGUUCAGAGGGUCUAUUGGAAAAAGUCUUGCAGGUCUUAGCUCAGAGACAGGAAGAACUUGCACCAAGUGAGACAAAGCCUGAGAAGAAAGGAUUUGAUCAGAAGUGGCUGGAUUUAGCAGAUUGCAUCGACAGGGCAGGAAGGGAUAUUGAGAAAAUGAUAAGAGAUGAUCUUUUGGACGAGCUGGUUCUUGAGCUACUGUCCAGUUAGGUUUCCACGGCCAUAGUAGGCUUACACACUGUAGCAUUUUUGGUCUAGUCGCCGUGCUUCAGAGAGGUAUUAGAAUUUUGUCAAUUGUAUUGGAUUAGUUGAUCUGUAGUCAUAUUCUUUUCUUCCUCGAAAAAGUACAUGUCGAAGCGGAAUUUGUAAGGAUGGGAGUCUUUUCUGUCGAAUUUUGUCAGCUGUGAGAGUUUUAAGUCUGUUGGUGAGGGCAAAUUGUAGUCCCCAGACAUUUGUAUUAUUCUUGAAAGGAAGAAGAAGUGCCGUGUUCUUUUGUUCA